GCCUCAAUCAAAGGAUAAGUAAUGUUAGUUUUGACAGCACAAGUACAGCAGCAAAAAGUUCGCCGUCUUCUCAAUUAUGGCCGUGAGCUUUUUUGCCACGAUUAGCGCUCAAUUUAUCGUCCCAGGAAAGUGCCAAAAUGUGGCUGUUCAGCAGAAUUUUGACACACCUUCCUACCUGGGCCGUUGGUACGAGUAUCAGCGCUACUUCUCUUUCUUCCAACCUGAUGGCAAGUGCGUGUCCGCGACCUACACAAAUAUUAACGAAACCUUCUUUGAGAUCAGAAACUACCUUGAGAAGGAAAUCCUUCUCGGCUAUGGAUACCAGAGUAGCGACACUGACGAAGGAACUUUGCGGAUCAACUUCCCCACUACCGGUGAAGAGGACGGAGACUACUGGGUUUUAGGCACCGACUACUCUUCAUACUCCGUUGUCUGGUCCUGCUCGAACGCUGGAGGCCAAUCCUUGCAACUCGCUUGGUUGCUGACCCGUGAGAGAGUGCCUAGCAAUGAAACCCUUAGCGCAGCUCAAGUCAUCAUUGACGCCAACGGGCUCAAGGGCAACUUCCUUGUAACAGACCAGACCGGCUGCCCCCGCGACCCCUGAAGAUUUCAGCAUUUUUAACUUUUGUAGUCAUUUUGUAUUUUAAAUAAAAAUUAUUAAA
This is a messenger RNA of Neocloeon triangulifer, 662 nucleotides long. RefSeq names its product apolipoprotein D-like. Gene Ontology annotation, molecular function: pigment binding. The transcript is spliced from 6 exons. NCBI's taxonomy places the organism in Eukaryota, Metazoa, Arthropoda, Insecta, Ephemeroptera, Baetidae. Bases 77 to 604 code for a protein of 175 amino acids. The record is from RefSeq and is a predicted model, not a curated record.